AUGCAGUCACACCGUCAGCCUCAGACUCAUCGUCAAUCUAAGCGACCUGGCAACUAUAUGACGAUCGUUCAAAAUUCGGGCCCUAUCGAACAAAACUUUCUCAUAGACCCUGCGAUCUCUGUUCCGUCAACACUUCUACCUCCCAGAACUCCCUAUGAAUCAGUGACCUAUGAGGACAAUGUUAAGGUAAUUCAGAGGAACAACCUUAACAUUAUAGCCAAAAGGGGAGAAAUCGACACAAACAUUGAAGUCAUAAAGUCAGACCGGCAGACCAAUUUCCGAGUUGACAUACGCUCUCGCGGCGAUAUCGAGAUUCGUUUACAUUUACCUGGCACCAUCUCUCCGGACGAUCCGACUCGCCCAGGACCGCUAUGUCUCAUGAACGUGUACUCCAGUUCAGGGAACAUCUACCUUUGGAUCCCGCGGAAGCGCUUGGAGGGACCGUUGAAUGUUACCGCUCGUCGCGAUGUGCAGUUCUCUACUGCACUGUUGGUGGUGGAAGAAGCGGAGGGAAUGUUCUAUAGGCAAUCUUGCUGCAUGGUCUGA
Desarmillaria tabescens is the source of this 546-nucleotide messenger RNA. RefSeq lists its product as uncharacterized. The record is from RefSeq and is a predicted model, not a curated record. The transcript has 2 exons. NCBI's taxonomy places the organism in Eukaryota, Fungi, Basidiomycota, Agaricomycetes, Agaricales, Physalacriaceae. The coding region runs from base 1 to 546 and encodes 181 amino acids.